AUGAAACGUAAGAUCAAGGAGAAAGCGCUUUUUGAAAAUAUUUUACUUAAAACUGGGUUUAACCUUGUGGCAUUUUCUGUGUCCGUUUGUAAAACGGCACAUGAGUGUGGAGUUCAGACAUCCCUUGUUUCUCCUUCUGCGGUGAUGGACUUUUACAAAUCUUUUAGUGGCGAAACUCCUCUUUGCAGUAUUGGCUCGCUCUUUGUUGAUGUCAGAGACACCCCUUUCAAGGAUGUUCAAACUGUGGUCACAGUGCUUAAAUACUGCAAGGAAAGUGAUAGCUUUCCAGGACAUUUGCCAGGCCUGCCUUUACUCGUAACACAAGACAACCAUUUGCAACCUUUUAACGCUGCCAAUCGCAAGUUUCUCUCUCGCCACCACCACAUUCUUCCACAGUGCAAAGAAAUGUUUGUCCAUGACCAUAUUAGGACGCAUAUCUUUGGUGAUGCCAAGAGUCUGGACUUCUCAGUGUUCAAACAUUUUGAUGUCGAGAGUUUUGCGGCUAAUUUGCAUCGAGCACUACCUCAAGAAUAUUUGAACAGUAAUCAGUACAUAAAAUGGAACCCAAGGCAGGUUUCAGAGCCAAAUGGUGACUGGGUUUACCGAGUGUGGAGGUUCCUGGACGAACAAGUAGAGAAGGUCCUCAGGGAAGAAAGAAAGAAAGAAAAUGAGAUGGCAAGCGACAUUCAGAUAACUCGUACAUCAGCUACUCAAGUGACGCAGCAACGGGAGGAGAAGGAGACCCGAAUCAUUCGAACAGUGCUUAAACCUCUGAGCAAGUUCAGUAUCCUCCCAUGCACAGAAACGACCCCUUCGCCAAAAUCAAGUGAUGGUAACGCCUCAGGAGUAGUAGCAGAGCACUACUUAGUACCGUUAAGCCUGGCUGAAUCUGUCCUUGAUUUCACCUCCCUCGAUACUACAAGUAAAUUUCUUGUUGAAGCAUUGAGGAAGCUAAGUCUCCCGGAAUUGAACAGAGCUGUUUUGUCAUCAACUGUGACUUCAGCUUACACUUCAAUAAAUUCCUGUGGACUUGCACGACGGCUAGUUGCAACCAUAAACUCACCCAAAUCUCUUCUGUUAGCGCUUUGUCAGAAAAUCGCUAGAAACCCGAACUCUCUUCACGGCAAUUUGAGCAGUGACGAAUGCCGUACAAUUUUAGAGCAUUUCAGCAACAGCGUAAAAGACCUGGAGGAAGGGGACAAACUAGCGUUAAGGAAACUUCCUCUUUAUGAAACAACGGAUGGAGGACAAGUGAAUCUAGAAAGCAAAAGCGUCUGUGUGGUUCCUGUUGAAGUACCACAUGACGGAAUGGACGUUUUAGGAAAUGAGAGUGAUGUCAUCUUUUUGAAAAGCUGUUGUAAUCUUUCUCCGCUGUAUCAGUUUCUGGAGUUUGAAUCUGUUUCAUCAGUUGAUAUCUACUGCAAUUACAUCUUAAAAAGCUUUUCCCUUUUCUCAAGUCAGGCAAGGUUAGUUCAUCUAGAGUACAUCCGUGAUAUAAUAUUGAAACAACGAUCUACGAAGGAGACUGACAAGAAGAGGCUGCUAUACUGCCUGGCAAACACAGGCAUCAUUGCCUCGAGAGACGGCACUUUAUUGCAGGCAUCGUGUUACUUUGACCCUAAACAUGUCGUGUUCAAAACUAUGCUUUCGGAAGACAUGUUUCCCCCAAAACCUUUCGACGAUGAAUGGUUGCCGUUUCUGAGAAGUAUCGGACUCGUUCAUGAAGUUUCCCAAGACCUCUUUAAACGGUUUGCUAUGGAGGUGGCACGUGAAGGCUCAACCACGCACACGGAUAAGACGGACAAGAAGUCGGAAGUGCUGGUUACUCACCUGUACAGCAGAGAAGAUGUUGUACAAGAAGGUCUUCUUCAAGCUAUUUUGGAUGUUAGAUUUGUUGCUCCAGCUCCUUUGAAGCCAGAGCUUCGUGAAAUGUGUCCACCGUACGGUGCGGGAGAUAUUGGCCAUACGCCAUACAUUCCAUUCAGAGGAUCUGUACUGGCAAGGCAUGCUGAAAUUGUUUGGACGACUGCGGCUAUUCUUCCGAGGUGGGCAAACCCUAAAAGACAUGUUGGAGGGAUGAGUGCCACUGAGUGGAAAAGCAAAACCGACUACUGCAAUGCAAUUAUUGCGAAUCUGAAAAUUCUGGAAGAACCAACAGUGGAGCAAGUAACCUUUCACUGCCAAAAUGUGUCUUUUCAAAUGGAGAAAGAAAACGAAAGCGACUUACUCCCUGAACGGGUUGCAUCCAGGAUGUCAGUAAUGAGAAACAUCUACCAAUUUCUCGAGGGCAGCGCCAUCCACACCACCUUUACAAAAGAAAGGCUGAGGCACACACCAUGCAUUGUGGUUGAGGGUGGUAAACGCGUUGUUAAGGCUCUGCAAGUAGUCAUUGAAUUAGACAAAAACCUCGAAAUUCGACCAUUUCUUUACAGCCUGCCCGGAGAACUCUGCCAGUUUAAGCUCUUCUUUCAGUAUCUAGGCUGUGCACCCUCAGUUAAGCCAUCUCACUUCGCUAUGGUUCUUGAAAUGCUUCAAGAUAAUUGCAAGAAAAACAGAUUAGAGCCAAAUGAGAUUGAAAAAGCAUUGAAAGCAGAGAAGAGUAUUUUUGAAGCUUUAGAAGAUUACCCAGAAGGUCUCCAGGAUCUUUCAUCCUUGUACCUACCAGCCAUGCGUCCGUUUGUUAAGAGACUCGAGGGCACUGCACUAUCCAUUUUUUUGUGCAACGCCGCAGAGCUUCUAUUUGAUGACGCACCAUACUAUCACGAUCGCCUUGGAUGCUUUGAGCAGCUCUUUGUGGUGGACCUAAAGAGGGCUAAUGUGCGUUGCAGUCCAUCUCAUAUUUACAAGGAUCUUAUCAUGCUCCUCCCCCAUGCUGCAAGACCUCAGUUGCUCUCCUAUGCUGUUGAAGAAAAAUUCGCCAAUUCCAGAGGUAAAACCGCGAUUUUUGAUGUUGGGGCAGCUAGUAUAAUGAAGAAGACGCUUCAUUCAGAGCAGUUUUCCCGUGGAAUCAUCAGGCUUAUUCGUCAUGCAUGUCACAAAAAUCAGGUGGAAGUAGACGAAAGUGUAGUAACCGUGAUAGAGGGCAGGUUAAAAACUACUGAGAUUCAUGGAGUUAGUAGAAUUGAAACUAAUCUAGUUCACGACGGAAAAGUUAUUACAGGAAGUGAAAUGGAAGUACCUUUCUAUCUGGAAAAAGUCUGUCGCUCAGGUGAAGAAAAUUGGAGUCUAUAUGUUAAUGUUGCCGAUGACGUGGAGGAAACGUUAUCUACAAUUGCUAUGGUAUUAGCAGACGUGAUUGCCGAGGCUUGUAAUGGUCUCCUGCGAGAGACAGCUAUGUUCAUUCCCGAGAUGCUGCAGAGUCAACCUGGUAAAAUAUCGUCCUUACUUGAUAAGAGGAAGAUUCGACCAGAUGAUGCCUACGACUCAAAGAAAGGAGACGUCUAUCCUCAGCCAGGAGAUUUUAUUCCAAUCGAAGAUCAUCACCUCCUUAAUCCAGAGUUUGGGACGUUUUAUCCUGGUGAAUACGUUGGAUACGAAGUUGAGGAUCCAAGUCUACAUCUCGAAGAUGGCGAUGCAACGUACAUCUACGCAGUGAUAAUCGAGGAAAUAUGCCCUGACAUAGACACCGACACCAGUAUCUUUUGCAGGAAUUACAGAAUUAACACUGGAAGCGACAAAACACCAGUCGUCCAAGCAACGGAGCUGUACAAAUUUUACCGUCCUCGAGAAGUAAUAUCUACUGCCGUUGCCCUAACAGAUCAGCAGGAUAGCACCCAUGCACCGAAUGAAAAACAGCAUAUAUUUCAGAAGAUCACAGAAGUACUCGAGGAGGCCUGGAAACUACCAAAGGACAAAAGAAGACAAGUUGUUAAACGGCUCUUUUUACAAUGGCAUCCAGACAAAAAUCCCGGAAAUGAGGAGUUCUGUACCGAGGUUUUUCUGUUCAUAAAGAGUGAAAUUGAAAGGCUUGAAAGACUGGAAGGGGCCCGAAGGAGAGAAAGUGGAAGUAGCGAGAGUUUUGAUUUCAGUGGUUCAUAUGGUGCCUACUUUGGGUUUUGGGGGACGCGCGCAAGGCACUAUAGUUCACGGCGCCAAACGUACCGAGAAACCUACUAUCAGCAUUACGGGUCAAGAGAUCCUGGGACGCGAACCUGGGAAGUUCCUCCAAGCUUCUGCACAACGAAUCCUCAGCCGCGACAGGCAAAACGCUGGUUCAGACAGGCUGAGGCCGAUUUGAAAGCCGUUGUGAAUGACAUGAACUCCGUUAAUCCAUCCUACGAAUGGGCCUGCUUAAAAUGCCAUCAGGUAAAAUCCAGCAGAAGAAUGUAUGUCAUUUUAUUAAGGUUUUAUACAUCUUUGUCUUGUCCUUGUCUCAUUUUUGCUUUGAAGUUUUGUAUUGUCACAGCGCUGUUUAUUUUGUUUGUUUGUUUUAGGCCGCUGAAAAAGCCUUGAAAGCUGCCCAAUAUGCAGUAGAUGCUUUUAAGACCAAAGUCCAUAACCUGGUCCAAAAUUCCCUUAUGCUAGAUGACUCCCGCCUGAUUAACCUUUCCGGCGAGCUCGAAAAUAUUGUGGGCGAUUCAACGCGUAUGCGCUACCCUGAUCGACUUGACUUUCCAAAGAUCCCGAAUGAUGUUUACAAAGAGAGCGACGCUCGCCAAGCAGAGAAGGUAGCAAGAGAAAUUGUAGAAAAAGUUCGAAGCAGAGUCUUUUGAGGUACGUCGUUAAUAGCGUGAAAAAUGGUUUUAACUAACAUUCCAGGGCCUUUGAUAGUGAAAAAAAAUAAAUUAUCUAGACACACAUCUCAUUCAUAAUGUAUCAGUUAAAUACAAUGUGAUUAUGAAUUAAUUUUGCCCUGACUAGCACAUCUUCGUUAAGUGGGCAUCAGUUUCAUGACUUUUUUAACCAAUACACUGAGAUCAUAUACCUCGGUCCUGAUUAUAAACAACUAUCGGAUGAGAUUUUUUUAUAUAUCCGGAAUAAUCAAGGUCGAGGUAAGUGUUAUCAGCCAAGCCGAAGGCCGAGGCUGAUACCUUGAUUUUUCCGUAUAUCACAAAACCCGAAUCUAAUAAUUGUUGUAUUGUACAUUAUUGAAAUGGAGAUAAGGAUAAAUACAGAAUCGCACGAAAUACAGUUUAACGUUGCUCUUGGAAAUCGUGCAUUGCGCGCGCAACCUACACUUCAGCCUCAAAUCGUCUAGUAGAUAACUAAGUACUCUGUAAGUUGCAAUGAUUUCCAAAAUUAACUGUAGGCUCUUAGCCAUGGCUAUUCUCUUUUCUUUCCUUUUUCAGAAUUAAGCCGACCCCGCACUUCAACCACAGAACACGAUUGAACAAGAACAGACUUAUUGUGAUGAAAUGCGAUUGUCUUUUAAGAAAGGGUCAACUGAAAAAUUUCACUCUUAGUUGCUUUUCUCUAAGAAACAUAAGUUUUAAGAAAACCCUUACCCCUGAAAAUUCAAGUCAACUUAUAGAUCGUUUUCACUCACGUACUUAACAACUAUGUAAAUUUCUUACAGCAAAAGAACGUUUGUAGAUAAGAAAACAGUUCAAUUCCAGAACUGAUUUCGAGAUUUGUUUUGAUACAACAACAUGGCCUCCGUGACGUCAUAUGAAAACAAUCUAUACUUAACUCUAAUUAGUCCGUAUUUGCUGCGUUGUGCGACCAAGGAGCGGCCCCUCUUUAACUUUAACUUUAUAACCGUCCAUGCUACGGCCACCAAAAUUACAAAGAAUAAUGUACUCAUCAUUUUCAACUUCUAAGCAUAACCUGAUUGACUGACUGACGUAAUAUGAUUUUAUUACAACGGCAUAUUGUUGAAUUUAUUGGCAGACUCCAAAUUCCGUUAAAGUAGUCAUAGGGCAUAUAUAUACGUAAAUAGCAAGGUGUUCUGACAAAAUCAAGAAGUUGACUAACACAAAAACUAUCUACAGUAAUAGUAUUGACGUCACGAUGACGUCAUUUAUCACUAAAAGAGAAACUGGAAGCAGCAUCUUGAGACCAAUAUUUUGAAUUAUUCAAAUGUAUUCCAUUUCACGUAAAAUUCGUAUAGGUCGAGGUAUUCUUAAAAGACUUGAUGUAAGUAUAAGAGGAUGCUUCCUUAACAGUCAUAAUAACUUUUGUAAAAUAAUGCCUAAUAAAGUGUAAUACAAUAACUCAAUUAGUAAAAAUAGAAAUAAACCUAUUUUUAAGAAAAGUAAAAUGCAAAUAUUGGAAAAAUGGAUGUCAAAACUCAGUUGCCAUGUUAACAUCAUUGUUGACGUACACGUCACGACGACUUUAAAUUUUCCAAAUGCAUGUAAAUCAAGUUUAGGAAAAGUCGCUAACUUUGGCUUGCACGAUUUUGAAGUUAUUCAAUUUUUUAGCGAGGGCAGUCCCCCCUGUCUGAAUAGGGUCAAAUUACACAUGGUGUGCUACUGUGGAACCCAAGGGCAAGGCAUGAGUAGUUUAAGCCUCCCCAGGCCUCUUGCCAUGCUGUAGUAUUUUGAAAAGGCUAGGUUAAACGGUUAAAAGAUAAGGGUCGAUGAGGUGUACAAAUCUCACCAGCGUGUUUCUAAGGAACCGAUAAACGAAUAACAAACAUUAGAAAAGAGGAACACCUUCGAUAGAAGGUGUCCGCUCUCUGACCUGGCCUGACCCCUCAGGCUUGUGUUUCUCGAAUUAAGGACUCGAAAACUAGCUAGCAGGGCCAUAAAAGCCACCCAAAAACCAUUCUUAAACUUUAACUUUUCAAGCAAUUUCUCCCAGGUAAUUUCCAGUUUAUCACAGGAUCAUCAAAAUUCUUUUGGGAGAUUUUUCAUGACUUUUUACCAGGUUUGUAACAUGAUCGUUUGACGGUUCUACAGUAAAACAAAGGCGAAUAGCGCUAUCUGUAUCAACUGCAAAGUUUUAAAACAGCAAUCAAGGUCACAAAUAACUCCUUCGUGCCCUGUGAUCUAACAUCGGAUUUAACGAUCCACAUCUACGAAAGGAACAACACAAGUUUAUGUCGUAGCUAAGUAAUAUGUAAAGUGGUGUAUGUUCUAGAGUGACGUUUAAAUAAAAAUUCACACGGUUUUUUUUCAAGUCAACUAUGAGCCCUUCGCAAGAAAUAGUCACAUGGU
Porites lobata is the source of this 7100-nucleotide messenger RNA. Lineage: Eukaryota; Metazoa; Cnidaria; Anthozoa; Scleractinia; Poritidae. The record is from the annotation of a GenBank genome assembly.